GGUAAAAAUUAGGUCCGGCACCCAGCGCCGCAUCCGAAAGGAGGGCCACUGUUUCUCGCGUAUCCAUGUCGACGAUAUAGUCAACGCCGUUAUUGCAUCCACGCAAAAGCCCAACCCCAAGCGAGUUUACAAUGUGGUGGAUGAUUUCCCCUGUCCACAGCACGAGAUUGUUGAGUUCGGCUGCCAGUUGCUAGGUCUGGAGGUGCCUCCGCUCAUUGAGUUUAAGGAUGCGGAUAUGUCGGCCAUGGCCCGGUCGUUCUACGGAGAGAAUAAACGCGUUUCAAAUGUGCGCCUCAAGACGGAGCUUCUGCCUUCACUUACCUACCCCACGUAUAAAGAGGGCUUGCCAGCUCAGUACCAGGAAGAGCAGGCGGAGGAAGCCAAACAGAGGCUAAGCUUGGGUAAACGUAGUAAGACCGGUAGGCUCGUACUCACAACGUCGAGGACCACUCAGUUUGUCCGCAGAUUGCCCUUAAUAGGCCACUUGCUGGAUGUGCUUUUACCCGAGCCUAGUCGAAUAGCUGCUGUUCUGGUUGGUAUGUCUGGCGACCCCAAGUUGCACGAUAUUUGUGAAUUCAGGUGA
Molecule: messenger RNA, 583 nt
Organism: Sphaeroforma arctica JP610
Lineage: Eukaryota; Ichthyosporea; Ichthyophonida
Exons: 3
Source: RefSeq, a predicted model, not a curated record